This is a messenger RNA of Ceratitis capitata (Mediterranean fruit fly), 1169 nucleotides long. It is a transcript of the gene Rpp30, whose product is annotated as ribonuclease P protein subunit p30. The record is from RefSeq and is a predicted model, not a curated record. Gene Ontology annotation, cellular component: nucleolar ribonuclease P complex. The transcript has 6 exons. Gene Ontology annotation, molecular function: RNA binding. Gene Ontology annotation, biological process: tRNA processing. NCBI's taxonomy places the organism in Eukaryota, Metazoa, Arthropoda, Insecta, Diptera, Tephritidae. Bases 277 to 1158 code for a protein of 293 amino acids.
AUUCUUUGAAAAAAGGAAUUGAAAAAAUUUUUAAAUCUAUUAAUUACUUAAAUUUUUGACUGCAGUAUUGAUUAAAAUUAAAUUUAUUUCUAAUAAAUACGAUUUGUUGGCCCCAGAAUAAAAUUAUGCAGAGUGGCAACACAGAGAUGCACGUGUAUGGAACAGCUGAUGUUUACAUUGGACGCCGAAUGUCAUUGUUUGCUUGUUUUUAAUUUGACCGAUACAAAUCGGUAAUAAACAAUUCGAUAUCAGUACAUUAGUAUUAUUAAUCAAAUAAUGGAACAAACAAAACCAUUUUACGAUCUGUGUAUUCCUUAUCAAAAGGACGAAAAGGCGUUGCGGGAAAUUAUUAAAGAAGCCAUAAGUUUGGGCUACAAAACAAUCGCUAUAGACCAGGUGUACGAUCAUAGCAAACGUGAUACUACCAAACGUGUUCCUGAUAUAUUUCCAGCACCUGUCACACUGAAACAACUUGAAGAAGAGUUUAAAAGCGAUGUUAAAAUUUUGCGAAGAUUGACAAUUAUAUAUCUGGAUGUUGGUGUGGCACAUGCAAUGUCAAAUUCACAAAACUUAAAGAAGUUUAACCUCAUAGCCGGUCAACCGAAAACGGAUGCUGCUUUAACACACUGUUGUACCACUUUUGGCGGUGAUUUAGUUACUUUCGACACUGAAGCUGGGGUCAAGUUGCUGGUGAAUCGUAAAGCAUAUCAAAUAGGUGUGAAGAGAGGUUUAUAUUUCGAGAUCAAAUAUGGUCCAGCGAUCAGAGAUACUAAUAUUCGAAAAGAUAUGAUCAAACUUGCACAUAAUUAUUGUGUACGUGGAAAAUCCAAAAAUUUAAUUUUCAGUAGCGGCGCAACAAAUCCUUUUGAGCUACGUGGACCGUACGAUGUGGCCAAUCUGGCUUUUAUAUUUGGUUUGUCAGAGGAUCAAGGGAAGAAUGCUGUAAAUAAAGCUUGCAGACAGUUAUUUCUGCGGGCUGAGUCUCGACGCAUUGGGAAAACAAUUAUGUUCGUCAAAGCUUCCGGGCCAAUCAUAUUUACAGACACAUCGGAAAGUGAAGAGGAGCAUGGGGAUAGUUUUCGAGAAGAAAUCUCUAGUGAGGAAUCAGAAAUAGAUUCCCAAGAACAACCCAGUAAAAAGAAAAUAAAAAUCUUAUAAUAAUAAUAAAA